Molecule: messenger RNA, 1500 nt
Organism: Mangifera indica (mango)
Lineage: Eukaryota; Viridiplantae; Streptophyta; Magnoliopsida; Sapindales; Anacardiaceae
Exons: 7
Coding region: 242-1258 (338 amino acids)
Source: RefSeq, a predicted model, not a curated record
CCCCACUUCUUCAGGUGGACUCGAACUGCGCUGUUCACAGCAGUCACAAACAAACCCUCAUCUCUGGGAACUCCUGCACGCACUAGAUAGCCGUUACUUGAUUCCCAUACCAGUCGCUUCUUUCGGUCUCGUUAAUGGCGACACCGUGAAAAAAUUUUCUUUUUUGAUUUGAAAGAAAAAGAGAAAUCAGAAGUUAUUUUAACAAUCUAUUGAUAAAGUUUUGAGAAGUCUUGCUGGCGAGAUGAAUUCGUUGACAGUGAGACCUUCCUUCAUUUGUCAACCACGUUCGUCUUCAACGAUUCUGGGUUCGUGCCGGCCUAAAAAAUUGUUCAGUUUAGUCCGUUUCCCGAGAAAGUCCGGGACAAACAAGGGAAGAUUGGCUUCAAGAAUUGAAGCUUACGAUUCUUCUUCAAAAAACGACGCAACGAAUAGCAACGGCUCUUCUAAUGAUUCAAAUUCAAAACCUCCCAACGGUUCUCUGCCUCCGAAGAGCAGAAGAGAUAUUCUAUUGGAGUAUGUGAAAAAUGUUCAACCAGAAUUCAUGGAGCUAUUUGUGAAGAGGGCUCCCCAACAGGUAGUUGAUGCAAUGCGACAAACGGUUACAAAUAUGAUAGGAACGCUACCUCCACAAUUUUUCGCUGUAACAGUCACCACUGUUGCUGAGAAUCUUGCACAGCUCAUGUACAGUGUAAUGAUGACUGGUUAUAUGUUUAAGAAUGCACAGUACAGAUUGGAAUUGCAACAGAGUUUGGAGCAAGUCGCUCUUCCAGAGGUGCAAGAUAAAGAGAAGCCAGAUUAUGCACCUGGUACGCAAAAGAAUGUUUCUGGUGAAGUUAUAAGGUGGAAUAAUGUUUCUGGUCCAGAGAAAAUUGAUGCUAAAAAGUACAUUGAGUUACUUGAAGGAGAGAUUGAGGAGUUGAAUCGUCAAGUAGGCAGAAUCUCUGCUAAUGGUUCAAAUGAGUUGUUAGACUAUCUUAAGUCUCUUGAGCCUCAGAAUCUUAAGGAGUUGACCAGUAGCGCUGGAGAGGAUGUUGUGCUUGCUAUGAACACAUUCAUUAAGCGUCUUUUGGCUGUUUCAGAUCCUAGCCAAAUGAAGACAACUGUGACUGAAACCAGUGCGCCAGAACUUGCCAAGCUGCUAUAUUGGCUGAUGGUUGUUGGGUACAGUAUCCGCAACAUUGAAGUCCGAUUUGACAUGGAACGAGUUCUCGGCACUCCUCCAAAGCUUGCAGAGUUACCUCCUGGGGAAAACAUUUAGACACUGAUGCGAGAUAGCAAAUGCUGAAAAUGAUAUUAUCAUAAACUGGAGGGCAGCUCACUUUUUGCAUUCUCAUGGUUGGCAGUGUAGGAAUAGCGAAAAUUAUUGGUUAAACUUGUAAUGGAAAGCAAAUGAUUGAUUUUGAGAUGAUGCCAAGUAAUUCUCUUAUUCAAUGUAUCAUCAUGGAAAUACCCUCUUAAACAUUGAUUUUUAACUAUCGAAAGAGCGUAACAGUUCAUGGA